GAGAUACUCGCGAGCGGAGCGGAGCGGUUUAAGCAGCGCUCGCGCACUAAGUAUUACCACACAGCACACAGACGCAUCACGCGCUCAGUUUUCUCUCUAUUUCAUCCCUCCAGUCAAUGUUUUUCUUUUCUUUUCUUUAUCAACCUGUUUGCUGUCGGUACGAGUUGUUACGUUAAACGUGUAACACCAGUUUUGUUUAAAUAUCAGAUUUAUUUUUCUUCAGAUACCAGGAACUUCUGACUGGUCACCAACCAGAGUACCAAGGAUGCGCGCGAAGACUCUGUCGAAGGAGAUGGUCAACACCAAUGCUUACACAAGUUCCUUCCACGUUUUCCACACUGUUUUUUGUUUAGUUUUGUCGGUAUUUUCGGUGGUAUUUUGUGUCGUCAUAACCUUAAGGACGUCUCACCUGGAGCACAGAAUGCAGUUUCUGGAAAGCGAGCGCGUUUCUGUCCUGAGCUCUGCACCUCCAUCACCGCAGGCUGCUAACCUCUCUCUGUGGGAUGCGAUAGAAAAACUCGUCUAUAAGAGACUCAUGGAGGAAGUGCCUAAACUUCGAACACCGAGGGAAGUAGGUCAAGAGUGCUCUUGCCCACCAGGACCCCCAGGUAGACGUGGAAGAAAAGGGAAUCCUGGAACUCCAGUAAGUAACCCUAUAUUUGUGGACACUUAAUGCAGAACACAUGUAUGUGAAUCUGGCUCAUUGUCAGCCGUGACAUGACCCAAAUUCGAUUCCCAUCACAGUUCUAGCUAACAGAUAUAACGUUGGCUAUAAACAAGGUAAGAUCAGAAGGUAUGUAGUCUAGAGUGUGGAUCCGUUA
Messenger RNA from Ictalurus punctatus (channel catfish), 821 nucleotides. Its product is annotated as collagen alpha-1(XXIII) chain. The transcript is spliced from 4 exons. NCBI's taxonomy places the organism in Eukaryota, Metazoa, Chordata, Actinopteri, Siluriformes, Ictaluridae. The coding region runs from base 266 to 673 and encodes 135 amino acids. The record is from RefSeq and is a predicted model, not a curated record.